Cynara cardunculus var. scolymus (artichoke) is the source of this 2062-nucleotide messenger RNA. RefSeq names its product polygalacturonase 1 beta-like protein 3. Bases 1 to 1920 code for a protein of 639 amino acids. The transcript has 2 exons. The record is from RefSeq and is a predicted model, not a curated record. NCBI's taxonomy places the organism in Eukaryota, Viridiplantae, Streptophyta, Magnoliopsida, Asterales, Asteraceae.
AUGGACAAAAGAGUCCAUCUCAACCUCUUCUACUUCUUCUUCUUAUUACUAUCAUCCUUCACUGUUUCCUUGGCUCAAACAAGCUCUACUUCUGCUGCUACUGUCACCUUAAAAACACCAGAUUUGUUAACAAAAUCAAGCCCAUUUUCACCCAAAUCUUCUCUAAUUCGUUACUGGAAAACCCAAAUCUCCAAUGACCUUCCCAUCCCUUCUUUUCUUCUCUCUAAAGCCUCUCCACUUCCACCAUUUGAGUACUCUUUGUUCACAAAACUAGCCUCCAACCACUCUCUUUCUUCCCAUCUUUCUUCCUUCUGUUCCUCCGCCGAUUUGGUCUGCUUCUCCGAUUCCUCCUCGCCGGAAUCAAGUCAUCCUAAAGACUCCAACUUUGCCGUUUACGACCCGAAAAGCUUCUCCAACUACGGCGCCUCCCACAUCGGCGGCGGUGAUACCUUCAAGAAUUACUCGGAAAACACCAACUUUGCCACCAGUGCUUUCGCCAGAUACACCGGCGCCGCCACCGGCCACCGUGAAGGGUUCGCCUCCUAUGGUACUGAUGCCAAUGUGGCUAACUCUAACUUCACCAGCUACGCCUCUGAUGCCACCGGAGGGAAUGGCGAUUUCGCUUCUUAUAUGCCGAGGGUUAACGUGCCGGACCUCCGGUUUGCGGCCUACUCUGCUAACGGGAACCACCACCCGAUGUCGUUCAAGAGCUAUGUUGAUGACACGAAUUCCGGGAAUCAACUGUUUUUGAACUACGCCAAGAAUGGGAAUGGUGUUCCGGUGGGGUUCACCGGCUAUGGCGACACGUCGAAUGUGGUUGGGUCGACGUUUUCGCACUACAGCGAGUUGGGUAACGGCGCGAAUGAUACUUUCAAAGCCUAUUCAACGAAUGCUAAUAACCCAAAAAAUGAUUUUAGAGGUUACGGUGGUAGCGGCGGCAACGCUGGGUCGGAUACUUUUGUGAGUUACCGUGACAGAGCAAACUCCGGUACCGACACAUUUGUGUCAUACGGUAGAAAAUCGAAUUCCGGGAAGACGAAUUUCGUGAAUUAUGGUAAAUCUUUCAACCCGGGAUCCGAUUCGUUUAGAGAAUACGGUAAAGGAUCCACGGUUCAAACCACCGGUUUCAGUAUUUACGCGAUGAAUUCUACAUUCAAAGAGUAUACUAAAACUGGUGUGACGUUUGGUCAAUACACAAAGCCGGGAUCGAAAGAGGGUUCUACGAAGGUUGAUGGCAGUUCGGUGAAUAAAUGGGCCGAACCGGUCAAAUUCUUUCGGGAGAAAAUGUUAAAAAAAGGGUCUAUCGUAACGAUGCCCGAUAUCGUUGAUAAAAUGCCGAAACGGUCGUUUUUGCCCCGAGCCAUCACGUCGAAAUUACCGUUUGCCACCGACAAACUCUCCGACGUGAAGGAAAUCUUCCAGGCUCAGGACAAGACCGUUUUGGACCGCGUGUUGACCAACACAUUGUCCGAGUGCGAGCGGGCGCCGAGCCGGGGUGAAACCAAGCGGUGCGUUGGCUCGAUCGAGGACAUGGUCGAUUUCACGGUUUCGGUUUUGGGUCACGAUGUGGUGGUGAGGACGACGGAGAAUGUUCGGGGGUCAAAGAAGGAGGUGAUGAUCGGAGAAGUCAAAGGAAUCAACGGUGGAAAGAUAACGAAAUCGGUGUCGUGCCAUCAAAGCCUGUACCCAUACCUACUGUAUUACUGCCACUCUGUCCCGAAAGUGAGAGUCUACGUGGCGGAAAUACUUGACGUGUCCAGCAAGGAAAAGAUAAACAAUGGGGUUGCCAUAUGUCACAUUGACACGUCAGCAUGGAGCCCAGGUCAUGGAGCCUUCAUGGCACUUGGGUCUGGCCCUGGUCGCAUUGAAGUUUGCCACUGGAUAUUUGAGAACGAUAUGACGUGGACGACGUCGGAUUGAUGAUGAAAUUGUGUGUGUGUGUGUGUGUUUUUUUUUUUGGUUACAUUCAUAAAUUCAUAGGGAUGUUAUGAGACUUUAGAAUUUCAUUGUUGUCGAUGGUUCUAAAUUUAGUGUUUUUACUUGUUUUUGUGUUUUUUUUAUA